CCGGUCUUCUCUUAGUUCGUUUUUUUCCCGCGCAGAUUUUCUUCCAAUCGUCCUUUUCAUCUUCUUCUCUCCUCUUUCUACUUUGAACGGAAUAUACGCUUCGACGGUGCUCAUCUUGGAAUCCAUUGCCUGUGUCUUCGCCAUAUACCCUCCAGCCUCUUCUCUUAUACCCACGACGCAUCCGGAUACCAGCAGAUACCAACAUCCACUAGACGAAACUAAACAACAACAGCAAUAGUCAAACCGAAGCAACUGUCCUCCUGGAACCUAGAUUCGCCAAAACAAACAGCCUGCCUCUCUGCCUGGAGUAACCACACGCCUCUCAUCAGCGUCAGGCCCUCUGCGAUGCUGGCAUUUGCGAACCACCACCAAUAGAGACUGCCGCCUACGUACACCUGCAGAAUACAGGCGACCCCCCAUCCACCUAUACAACACCCUCCACGUUCCUACGACUUCACCAGCUGAAUCUGACCGCUCUGACCAAGGCUGAGUUGUCUUACACGCUCAGUGCUGCUCGCCAUGAUGGCGCCCAUCGUCAAGUCUCGGGUCCUUAUCCCGAUGGAGAUCUACGCCGACUUUGUAUGUCCGUGGUGCUUUAUAACAAAACGAGCCCUAGAAAAGGUCAUGGCCAAGUUUACAUCUAAACACCCCGAAGUCGAGUUCGAAGUCACCUGGCGGCCGUACUAUGUAACCGCCAUGUUUACAGGAAAGGUUAACCGCCGCGACUUCGUACUCAAGGCCCUCGGCAGCCAAUCCGAGGCCGACGCACUUAUGGAGCGCAUCCAAGGCGCCGCCGACGAACAAGGCAUGUCGAUUACCUGGAACGGCAACUUUGGCCCGAUGCAAAACGCCCACAAGCUCGUUGCCCUCGCACUGCGGCGCCACGGUGUGGCCGUUCAGGCCCGCGUGGUAGAGCGCCUCUUCCACGACCAGUUUGUCCUCGGCAAGGACAUCUUCGACGACGACUGGCUUGUCACAGUGGGCCGCGAGGCCGCCGGGCUGGACGAGGACGAUGUGCGAUUAGAGCUUGCCGACCAGGACGCCGGCAAGCGCUUAGACCGCGAGGUCGACCAGGCCCGCGAGAUUAAGGGCAUCGAUGCCGUCCCGCACGUUAUUGUCCUCGACCGCUUCAAGGUCGGCGGGUACCAGGAGAAAGAGGUCUACGAAGACUUGUUCAACAAGAUCUUCAUGGAACGCAUAUUAUAACCUAUACCCCAUUUUCUUUUUAUUGUUUUUUCGUUUCUUACUGCUGGUUCUCGCCUGGUCGGACGGGUUAGAGGAAGGUAGACGACUUAUGUUAUACAUCAUCUUGGGCGGAUAGCUUUGUCAUUUUUUUUGGAUUUUGUUUAUUUGGGUGGCUGUUACUCCCGUGUUCGGCAUUAUUAUACGAGUUGGUGGUAUUUUUGUUAUUUUUUGCAACUGUUUCUUCUACUGUGCUGGUUCGUUCUGGCACCAAUACCCUUUUGUUCUUCAUCUUUAACAAUAUACUACUUUUACAAGUACAAAUGUGAUCUGGGCCUAUAAGUGCACAUGUAAUUCCUCACCUUUAGAGAAUACAUAACAAGAAGCCACGGGAGAAUAAUGAAUACACAACGAAAACGUCCUUGUAUUUGGUAUAAAUAUGUAUUGAUCCUGAUAACGCUUCAAACAGACUUCUAUCCGUAUCCUGCAUCCGUUGAUUUUGCCUAGAUAUUCCGAAACGCCGUAAAAAUAAAACCCCGAUGAAAAAAGAAAGAAAAAAACAAUGCUGUUAUGAUGUACAUUCUGCCACGGUUCUGAAGUGGCGUUUCUUCGCCUCUGUCUUGUGCACAAGAACGAUGGGCACGAGGGCGGGUAGUUGUUCUUGUGUAGUAUGGUACUGAUGCCCCUCAACGACGAAGACCACUAAAGUCUUGCAUGAGAUGAGCCAUGUGCACGUUAGUAACCUUGCCGAUGCGCUUGCCAGAGCGCUUCUUCUGCGUCUUGGGUUUACCACCCGCACCAUCCUUGGCUUUGCGCGGGUCGUCACUGGUUGGUUUCUGGCCAACGUUGGUAAGCUUGCGAUGCAUAUCAUCCAGACUAGGAAUCUGCACUCGCUGCCACAUAUUCUGAAACUCUGGCUCGACGCUGUGGAACAGAGAUGGGUCGUCGGCCCAGACAUAGCGCGGGAGGUUGUCCUUCUUAGUGCGCACAACCAAGAUGCGGUGCUCGUUCUCAACUUCGGUCAACGUAUCCUCGCAAUCUGGCCAGCCGUCCUUCAAGUCGCGCACAGCAACGCCUGAUGCGUCCGUCUUACGCUGCAAGUGAGCCAACAGGGUCACGCCAUCGUGCACGCCAGGGAUGAUGGGCCGGUGCUUGUACGUGCCCGUUUGCCACGUCUGCUCCGUCAGAUUGCCAUCUGGUCUCCAUUCCACGCGCGGGUGUCCCCUCAAGCCCUCAGCAAGCUGUUUCUUGUGUUCCUCUGACUGCGAAAGCAGACUCAGGUGGCCAAUGAUGUCGGCCAGCGUCUUGGUGACGCCCUUUUUGCCUUUGAGGUAGUCGACCGCAAAUGUCAUGUUCGUCUUGACCUCCGCGCCGUAUCCUGUCAACUGCGGCUGGGAGAAGGGGAUAUCGGGACCGGCAUCUCGCUUUCGUUUCGCUCCUCGCGGUGUUCCGCCGUCCGAAACCUGUGACAGAGCUGGAGAUCCGGGCGUGAGCGCUGCGGCGGCUUUGGCGAGGGUGGCGCCCUUGAUGGACGAUGGGUUCGAUAAUUUCGAGGCGGCGGACGCCAGCGUCCCCUUGAAUGCCGAAGACUGCUUUUCCAAAUACGACGACAUUGUGUGUGUAUGGGGACGACCUGGGUUGGCAGAUAAUGGGAGAUGGAAACGAAGAGAGGUUGAUGGAGAGGCUGUGGUCUGCGCCUAAAUGCACAAAAGUUGGGGUGGGGCCUGCGACACUGUGUCUAUUGGUUUCCUGGUGGCAGAGCGACUCGACUGUACGUAAAUACAUGAGCCCCAAACUUAACAACACAAAUUGCGAAAGAAGUUUAGGAAGAUAGAUUUGUAAAACCCUAGAUAAUAUUAAUUUCUAGCCUCUAUGGACUGUAUUUAUAGUCGUUUGGGGUUUUGCGGUGUAGGGAACAACUCUCUGAAUCACGCAUGCAAGUAAGCUUCUUCAACGAAAAGUAUUAAAAGUAUAUUGUAUCGGGUACCCAAAGAGGCAUACAAACCGAUGCCUCUUGGCUCAGUCAAACCCAAUAUCUAGUAUGUAUGCAUUAUUUUCUAUUGUCAUGCGCGACGGGCUGCAUCCAGGCCCCCGGAUUGAGUCGUAAGCAUGGCACGGCAUAAGCCGACCCGUCUUUCCAUCGCUUUUUUGGUCCCAUCAACGCCCUCUAUUGCUCCAAAUGUCUUCUAUCCCAUCUUGUAUGUCUGCUUGUAGACCAGUCGCGGUGCAUUUAGAGGCUGGUCUGCUGCGUCUGGAGGUACUGGUAUCCGGCGUAGCCGACAAGACCACCAAUGAGGACGAUGGCGUACAGGCCGAUACCGAGACCGGUAGAGUCGGCGUUGUUGCUAGAGCUAGCAGUGGGGGUGCUGAGCUUGGGCUUGGGGUCGCCCUCCUAAACGAGUAGAGUGUGGUUAGCUAGGCUGUAUGCGACCUCCUGCAAAGGCGAAACUUACUCUGCGCUUCAGGUUGCCAACGAAGAGCUUGUCCAAGGUCUCGCGAGCCUCGUCACUGUGGCCGACAUCCUCGAAAGCCUCGGUGGCGUCCUGGCCACCGACGUCAAGAACGACCUCCUCACCACCGCUAGAAAAAAACAUGUAUGUCAGCAACCAACUCGGCUGAAGUAUGAAAGGGGGGUGGGUGUGGUUGCACAAGCGCAUCCAGGCCGGGACUUACGGGUGCUCGUCGAUGAACUGGGUGCAGUCGUAGACCUUGUCGUGGAUGACAACGUAGACGUCCUUCUUGGUGUUGUGCUCAGCAACGUCCUGGUAGGUGAACUCCUUGAUGGGGGUGGCCAUUGUGUCGGUGUUUUUGUUAGAACUUUCGCUCGGCUAUGGUGUUUUCAACGGGGGGGUGCG
Molecule: messenger RNA, 4037 nt
Organism: [Torrubiella] hemipterigena
Lineage: Eukaryota; Fungi; Ascomycota; Sordariomycetes; Hypocreales; Clavicipitaceae
Source: the annotation of a GenBank genome assembly